Cottoperca gobio is the source of this 2724-nucleotide messenger RNA. It is a transcript of the gene ddx42, whose product is annotated as DEAD (Asp-Glu-Ala-Asp) box helicase 42. Gene Ontology annotation, molecular function: ATP binding; nucleic acid binding; RNA helicase activity. Bases 83 to 2584 code for a protein of 833 amino acids. NCBI's taxonomy places the organism in Eukaryota, Metazoa, Chordata, Actinopteri, Perciformes, Bovichtidae. The record is from RefSeq and is a predicted model, not a curated record. The transcript is spliced from 18 exons.
AUGUUUUUUGGCAGCUCACCGACGUCGUCGCGCGCUAAGGGCGACACAGAACCUUGCGCACAUAGAUGACGUAGGCAUCCCAAUGUCUUCUGAAAAUACUGGAGGUUUUACUGGCUUCAGAAACAGCAAAGACAUGAACUGGAAUAAAGGUGGUCCGGGUGUGAAGCGAGGGUUUGGGUUUGGAGGAUUUUCCCUUGCAGGGAAAAAAGAGGAACCUAACGCUCCUCCGAAAUCUCACACAUCCUUUGGACCCCCAGGAUCAAGUGGAUAUGGGAAAGGCCAGCAGCUCCCAUCGUUCUACAAAAUAGGGACAAAAAGAGCAAAUUUCGAUGAGGAAAAUGCGUAUUUUGAAGAUGAUGAAGAGGAGUCCAGCAGCAAUGUGGAUCUGCCAUACAUCCCAGCAGAGAACUCGCCCACACGGCAGCAGAUGCAGACUGGUGGUGGGUCAGACAGUGAAGAUGACCCCCUGGAUGCCUUCAUGGCAGAGGUUGAGAGCCAAGCAGCUAAAGACAUGAGGAAACUAGAGGAAAAAGAAAAGGAGAAAAAGUCAGCCAAGGGUAUUCGUGAUGACAUUGAAGAAGAAGAUGAACAAGAAGCCUACUUCCGCUACAUGGCAGAGAAUCCCACAGCCGGGCUAACCCAAGAGGAAGAGGAUGAAAACAUUGACUACGACAGUGAUGGGAACCCAAUCGCCCCUACCACUAAGAAAGUUAUCUUGCCGCUUCCUCCCAUUGACCACUCUGAGAUUGAUUACCCACCCUUUGAGAAAAACUUCUACAAUGAGCAUGAAGAGCUCAGCAACCUGACUGGAACUGAAGUGUUGGAGUUGAGGCACAAAUUGGACUUACGGGUAUCUGGUGCUGCACCUCCAAAACCUUGCACUAGCUUUGCUCACUUCAAUUUAGAUGAGCAGCUAAUGCACCAAAUCCGCAAGUCUGAGUACACUCAGCCCACACCGAUUCAGUGCCAGGGUGUGCCCAUAGCUCUGUCUGGACGUGACAUGAUUGGUAUUGCAAAGACUGGCAGUGGCAAAACUGCAGCGUUUAUCUGGCCCAUGCUGGUUCACAUCAUGGACCAAAAGGAACUGGAACCUGGAGAAGGGCCCAUCGCCAUCAUUGUGUGCCCCACCAGAGAGCUUUGUCAGCAGAUCCAUGUAGAAUGUAAGCGUUUUGGGAAAGCCUACCUUCUGCGCUCUGUGGCGGUUUAUGGAGGUGGCAGCAUGUGGGAGCAGGCCAAAGCUCUGCAGGACGGAGCAGAGAUUGUGGUGUGCACUCCGGGUCGUCUGAUCGACCACGUUAAGAAGAAGGCUACUUCCCUGCAGAGAGUGUCAUACCUGGUUUUUGAUGAGGCAGAUCGCAUGUUUGAUAUGGGCUUUGAAUAUCAGGUUAGAUCUGUUGCCAGCCACGUCCGCCCCGACAGACAGACCCUUCUCUUUAGCGCUACUUUCCGAAAGAAGAUAGAAAGGCUGGCCAGAGACAUCUUGAUAGAUCCUAUUCGUGUGGUGCAGGGAGACAUCGGAGAGGCCAAUGAGGAUGUCACUCAGUUGGUGGAGAUGCUGCCCACCGCGAAGGAUAAAUGGAGCUGGCUGACCCGGCGGGUGGUCGAGUUCACCUCCUGCGGAUCGGUCCUCAUCUUCGUCACCAAGAAAGCAAACUGUGAGGAACUGGCUAAUAACCUGAGCCAGGAGGGCUACAGCCUGGGCCUCCUGCACGGAGACAUGGACCAGAGUGAGAGGAACAAGGUCAUCAACAACUUCAAGAAAAAGAAUUUGCCCGUUCUUGUGGCCACUGAUGUAGCUGCUCGUGGUCUGGACAUCCCGUCCAUUCGCACGGUGGUGAACUACGACGUGGCCCGAGACAUCGACACGCACACGCACAGAAUUGGUCGCACUGGACGUGCUGGAGAGAAAGGUGUCGCUUACACUCUCCUCACCAACAAAGACACCACAUUCGCUGGUGACCUCGUGAGAAAUCUAGAGGGAGCUAAUCAAGCCGUUACCAAAGAACUGAUGGAUUUAGCCAUGCAGAAUCCCUGGUUUAGGAAAUCCCGAUUCAAAAGUGGCAACGGAAAGAAGAUGAAUAUUGGCGGAGGUGGUCUCGGUUACAGAGAGAGACCAGGCCUGGGCGCUGAAAGUUCUGAGCGCGGCGGCAACAUGUUGUGUUCCACUAGUAGCUUUGAAGGUUACAGCAAACCAGCCUCUGGGGCAAUGGGAGAUCGCAUGUCUGCGAUGAAACAAGCCUUCCAGGCUCAGUAUAAGAGUCACUUUGUGGCUGCGUCCAGCGGUCCUCCGAAGCUCAGCACUAAGUCCAACAGCUCGUCAGGCUGGACCAGUGCCGGCAGCCUGAGCUCCGUGCCGACCGAGUCCGCCAACGGUUCAGAAUGGUCCCAGGGCGCCGCCUUGUCCAUGUCCAUGUCUGGCUUCACCAGCGCUGGAACCCUGAGCUCCGUGCCCGCCAGUCAAACCAGUCAAAGCAGUUCACAGCACAGCUACCCUCCCCCUGCCCCUCCCCCCGCAGAGAGACGCCCCGCGGGAAAGACACGGGGAGGACCGGGGACGCUACGACAGUUACCACCGGCACAGUGACAGGAGCGAACGCCACAGUGGAGAGGAUCGCUAUGGAGACCGGGAUCGCCAUGGAGACGGAGACCGGGACCGGGAUCGCCACGGAGACAGAGAUCGUGAGCGCCACGGGGACCGCUACAGCGGUGGCAGCAGCCGCCACA